Saxophila tyrrhenica is the source of this 264-nucleotide messenger RNA. RefSeq lists its product as uncharacterized. The record is from RefSeq and is a predicted model, not a curated record. Bases 1 to 264 code for a protein of 87 amino acids. The transcript has a single exon. Lineage: Eukaryota; Fungi; Ascomycota; Dothideomycetes; Mycosphaerellales; Extremaceae.
AUGGACGCCGCCCGCUUUCGCAAGUACAUUCGUGUGACAACGCAGACGACCGUUGAGCAGCUCUUCGACAUGGUUCAACAGAACAUGAACAAGCGCUUGAGCGACCAGGAAGUUGACGAGAUUGAGCUCUGGCCUGAAGGCGAAGAGCAGUUUGAGUCCUUCUUGGUAUCGAAGGACGAUUCGCUGAAUUGGCAGUGGUGUGUUACUGAGCUCGCAAAGGGGCCGGAGGACAAUCUCGUUGUGGAGGGAAAGGUGAUCCUCUGA